Molecule: messenger RNA, 1017 nt
Organism: Alternaria ethzedia
Lineage: Eukaryota; Fungi; Ascomycota; Dothideomycetes; Pleosporales; Pleosporaceae
Exons: 1
Coding region: 1-1017 (338 amino acids)
Source: RefSeq, a predicted model, not a curated record
AUGGGCGACAAAGACAUCAAGCCCUGCGGAGUCUGGGACGGCGACUUCUCUUGGGAUGGCUACUUCAUGCGAAUGCACAUGAAGACAGUCACCCAGCAAUACGACAUGUACAAUCCCCGCACUUGGCCCUUGGUGAGCCAGGUCAUGGCAACGGAGAACAACAGUGACUACAGGAAGAGCAAGAUCCCUCCGGAGUAUCUGGUUUACGAGCAGACACUCAUCAAGGACAUGGACGGGCUUCGACCUCUUCAAGGCCAGCGGGCCAUUACCCGUCGAAAGAAUCGAGUUAUGAAAAACCUUUUUCGUUACUACCCGCUCAACUAUGAUCGUAACGGCGAAUUGAGAGCGCAUCCACAUAUACCAUCUGACGAACUGAAGGAGUGGGUGAGUCAAGUCAAGAAGAGCAACCCGAUUGCGAAGAAAGAGGAGGACAUCCAGGAUGUGGUAGUCGCCAAUCAUGAGACUGAAGAGGUUACUGAGGAUGACUCGCCCGAAGCAGCAGCGAUCCAUGAGAUCAUGAAGAUGUUGGACGACACAGAUACAGUGCCCAACAGCAGAGUAACUGAACUGGAAGAAGAACUCGACAAAACCAAGAAAGAGAGCUUAGAGGCAGACAUCAGAGCGGAAAGCGCGGAAAAGAAGGUUACUGCAAUGACAGCCAAAUACCAAACGGCUGUUCAAAGAUUCUCCGCCCAGGUUGGAGAGGCGCUCUGCGAGUACAAGGAACAGUCGCACAAGCUUCUUUGCCAAGAGCGCACCAACCUCAGUACCCUGAAAGACAUAUUAGAGAAGAAGGAAGAUGAAAUCGCCAGUCUGCAAUCGGACCUCAAGAAGAGUGGCAAGGAUGUCUUGACAGCGAAACAGGAGACCAAGGUGGCAAAGCAGCAAAUCUUCAAGAUUUUGGAAGAAAUGAAGAAGAAGAAACAGGGUGCAGGUGCGCAGAAGAAGAGGGCGGAGGAGGAUGGGGCAGAAGCAGCACGAAAGAAGCCGAAGAUUGAGAGUUGCGAAAUGCAGUAG